Messenger RNA from Erigeron canadensis, 2157 nucleotides. RefSeq names its product heterogeneous nuclear ribonucleoprotein 1-like. The transcript has 5 exons. The record is from RefSeq and is a predicted model, not a curated record. Bases 267 to 1721 code for a protein of 484 amino acids. NCBI's taxonomy places the organism in Eukaryota, Viridiplantae, Streptophyta, Magnoliopsida, Asterales, Asteraceae. Gene Ontology annotation, molecular function: RNA binding.
UAUUAUAUGUAUAUAUCUAUAUCUAUCAAAUGUAUAUAUAUGUAUGUAUGUAUACUCAUUUCUAGAUGUUAGUCUUCAUCAUUUCUCAAAUCCCAGGUUCCAUCAAUGGAAUCUGAAUUCAACUUCAAAUUUUGAUAUUUCAAGGAUCCUAUGUUUCUAUGUUAGUAAUCUGUAUUGGAUGUAAUAUAAUUUCAUCAGGAUAAGUUGAAUUGUGAUAGAAAUAGCAUUCAAGUUAGUAUUUGAGGUCGAAGACAUCUUAAAAACUUAUGGCAAUUCAACAUGGUAUUGUAGAGAAGAUGGAACCGGAUAAUGGUAAAUUGUUUAUAGGUGGGAUUUCAUGGGAUACCGAUGAGGAUCGUUUGAAAGAGUACUUUAGUAGUUACGGUGAUGUGGUGGAGGCGGUUAUUAUGAGAGAUCGUUUGACUGGUCGUGCACGGGGUUUUGGGUUUGUAGUGUUUGUUGAUCCUGUUGUUGCUGCGAGAGUUGUGCUAGAGAAGCACAUGAUUGAUGGUCGAACCGUUGAAGCAAAGAAGGCUGUUCCGAGAGACGAUAACCAAGGACUGAACCGCAACUUUAGUAGCAUUCAAGGAUCGCCAGCUCCUAUGGGGCCUACAAAGAAAAUAUUUGUUGGUGGAUUACCAUCAACUAUUAGCGAAAGUGAUUUCAAGAAUUACUUUGAUCAAUUCGGUACCAUCACAGACGUCGUGGUGAUGUAUGACCACAACACGCAAAGGCCAAGAGGUUUUGGUUUCAUUACAUUUGAAUCUGAGGAAGCAGUGGAUCAGGUAUUAUUUAAAACCUUCCAUGAACUAAAUGGUAAAAUGGUUGAGGUCAAACGUGCCGUCCCUAAAGAGUUAUCUCCAAGCCCGAACCGCAGUCCUUUGGUUGGAUAUACUUACGGGCUAAAUAGACCAAACACAUUUCUUACAAGUAGCUUCCCCCAAGGUUACAAUAUGAGCCCAAUUGGAGGUUAUGGAGUUAGAAUGGAUAGCCGCUUCAGUCCAGUUGUUGGUGCUCGAACCGGGUUCCCCCAGUUUAGUUCAACUGGUUAUAACAUGAGUAUGAAUGGGGAGCCAGCUUUAAGCCCCAGUGCAUUCGGUGGGUCCUCUAACAAUAUCGGCUAUGGGCGAGUUUUGAGCCCAUAUUUGGGUGGAAAUCCAAACAGAUAUAGUACUCCUAUUGGCUAUAACAAUCAAGGUACUGGUAGAGGUGUGCCACCUAUAGGCUCAUCAACCCGGAGUGUGUGGGGAAAUAGUGGGCUCACCAGCCCACGUGGCCCGGGUUCGUACCUGAGCUCAGGAAGUGGCGGUUUUGGAGUAUUUGGGAACAAUGCAGCAGGUUGGAGUUCUUUACCCUUUGCUUCUCAGGGUGGAGGAGGCUCUUCUGGCAACAAUGGUGGAAAUAUAGGAGGACUUAGGGGUGAAGAGAAUACUUACAGGCUAGUAGGUGGUACUGUUGGAAGAAACCAUGAAAUGGGAGUAGCUACAACAUUAUCAUUUAAUGGACCAAACAGUGGUCAGGGUUAUUAUGGUAAUUUGUAUCGUGAGGGUUCAAUGUAUGGAGAUCCAACUUGGCAGUCUUCAUCUAAUGAGCUUGAUGGUUCGGGUUCAUUUGAGCAUGGGCUUGGUAACGCAGAAGAUGCUGUGAGCAGAAAUCCUGAAGGUUAUGUUGGGAACUAUAGUAUUGCAAAUAGACAAACAAGUAGAGAAAUUGCUGCAUAGAAGUUUUCAUGUUUUGCAUACGAUAACGCAACUUUAGGAGGAGGAUACUUCAGUUGAGACUGGACUGUGAUUUUCGUACAUAUCCCAAGUUAGCAUACAACAUCAGCAUCUUUAAAGGCAAUUUCAUCCAAAGAUUCUUGAUAAGAUACAUUACACUAUACAUAUCAAGAAAGGCAGUAUAAAACUGGGAUUUUGUUCAAGUUCUUAUGAUUUUUUAUUUCUAAUUUACUUUUAGGUUUUAUUCAAAUUUGUAUAAUCAAGAACGCGUGAUAUAUUGUGCCAUCCCUUUAACAAGGGCAGUAGAAUUGAUCAAUAAUUUUUAUUUCGUAAUCAGAAGUUGUAAUUGUUGCCAUUGUUGGUAGUAACAUUUUCUAGCAAUGUACUACUUGUGGUUUAUUGUUUUACCGAGCCUUGAUAAGUAUUUUUUCCGUUGAAA